Anthostomella pinea is the source of this 1917-nucleotide messenger RNA. Lineage: Eukaryota; Fungi; Ascomycota; Sordariomycetes; Xylariales; Xylariaceae. The record is from the annotation of a GenBank genome assembly.
AUGUUGUUCUCGAUCUUGUACGCCGGCCUCGGCCUCAGGGCCGCUGUCGCUCGCGCCCAGAGCAGCAGCCCGAAUAUCGUGUUUAUCAUGACGGAUGACCAGGAUAGGCGGCUGGGCUCCACGGACUACCAGUCUGUCCUGCAGCGGGAGCUGGUGGCCAAGGGCACUGAGUUCACGAACCAUUAUACCAAUCAGGCCCUGUGCUGCCCGAGCAGAUCUACUCUGUUGCGAGGCCAGACUGUUCGUUUAUCUUACAACGAGACGCUAACCGUGCAACGUGCACACAACAUCAACCUGACCAACGUGGUUGCACCGGGAGGCUCGUAUAACAAAUGGGUACUCUCUGGCCAGGAUACGAACUAUCUUCCACAUUGGUUGAGUGCGGCUGGAUACAGGAGCGAGUAUAUUGGGAAGAUCAUGAAUGGAUAUGGUCUCUCUAACUAUGAUGUGCCGUCGAAGGGUUGGGAUCAUAGUGACCUUCUGGUCGAACCUUACAUCGACGACUUCAAUUUGCCUGUCCUCUCGCAGAAUGGAGAGACACUUGUUUUCUAUGACGGCUUCCACCAGACAGAUGUCAUUCGCAUCAAGGCUCUCGAUCGACUGGAAUAUCUCACUACCAACCAAAGUGAUCCUUUCUUUUUGGCCAUAACCCCCUUUACUCCACACGUUGGUUACCAGCAAGACCUCCCAUCCCAUAGGCCCACCCCCCAGCAGCGCCACUUGGAGCUGUUCCCCGAUGCCGCGGCACCGAGGACGCCGAACUUCAACCCAGCGGAUGAGUACCAGGCCAACGCCGGUGGCUGGGUCAAGGAUUUGAUUGCGAUGAACGAGUCAGCAAUCAACAUGGCCGACUUCGUCUACCGAUCCCGGGUCCAAGCGCUUGCGGGCGUAGACGAGAUAAUCGAGGACGUGGUCGCAAAGUUGGAAGAAAAGGUGAUCAUAGACAACACCUACAUCAUCUACACAUCGGAUAACGGCUACCACCAUGGUCAGCACAGAACGCCAGCAGGGAAGUCGCUCUUCUACAACGAAGACACCAACAUCCCCCUGAUCGUGCGGGACCCAGGCGUCCCGGCCAACGUCACCUCGAGCAUCCCAGGCUUACACCUGGACAUGGCACCAACCUUCCUCGAGAUCACCGGGCUCGCCGAGGAGAGCUGGCCCGAGUUCUUCGACGGCCGCAGCCUGCUGCCGCAAUGGCAGGACCCGACCUCGUCGGACAACGCGGGCGCCGACGCCGGGCAGGGCAACUCGAAAGAGAGCAUCAACAUCGAGUACUGGGGAAACGCGGGGAUCGAGGCGCCCAGCGCCGGCGUGCUCGGCUCGCCGUUCGUGAACACGACGUACAAGACGAUCCGCAUGCUGGGCGCCGAGCAGAGCUGGGUCUACACGGUCUGGUGCUCGGGCGAGACGGAGCUCUACGACACGGCCGCGGACCCCUACGAGCUAACCAACCUGGCGGCCGCAGACAACACAAACGCGACCGAACACAAGGCGCUGAUUAAUCGCCUGAACGCCCUGCUCAUGGUCACCAAGUCGUGCGAGCAGAACGCGUGCCGCGACCCGUGGAGCCUGCUCUCGCCCGACGGCGCGACGCUCACGUCGCUGACGGGCGCCUUGGAUACAACAUACGACGCAUGGUUUGCCGGUUUCGCCGUCGUCUCCUUCGACACGUGUCUAGCAGUCCUGUCCGACGCCAACGAGGCGCCGUACUACCCCGAAUUAUCGGAUGCGGUCGGGGGCGUCGGACUGGGCCGCGCCUACCGCAACGCGACGGACGUGAUCGAGGCGGCGGCCGGGGUGCGGACGAUCGUCACGGCGGAGUACUAUGGCUCGGAGGCGCAGCGGAAUGCAACGUUUGCUGAGCUGACGGCUGCGUCAAGGGUGUUGACGGCGGAGGAGAUCGCGGCGCGGUGA